This is a messenger RNA of Xiphophorus hellerii (green swordtail), 1015 nucleotides long. It is a transcript of the gene kti12, whose product is annotated as KTI12 chromatin associated homolog. The record is from RefSeq and is a predicted model, not a curated record. Lineage: Eukaryota; Metazoa; Chordata; Actinopteri; Cyprinodontiformes; Poeciliidae.
CAUAUCCGGGUGACAGAGCUGAGCAUCAACGUGCUGCUCCCCAUGUUACUAAACUAACCAGCAUCUGUUAUGCCUCUAAUAAUAAUGUGCGGAUACCCGUGUAGUGGUAAAACACGGAGGACAGAAGAACUGAAGGCGCAUUUUGAAGAGACCACCGACCGACAGGUUCACAUUGUUGGAGACCGAGCUCUGGGCGUUGAUAGAAACAGUGUUUAUGCAGAUUCCCAAAAAGAGAAGGAUACAAGAGCAUCUCUAAAAGCUGAAGUAGAGAGGAAGGUCAAUAAGGACAACAUUGUAAUUUUAGACUCAUUGAAUUACAUAAAAGGUUACCGCUACGAAUUGUUCUGUCUGACUAAGCAUGCGCAGACACCACACUGCCUGGUGCACUGCUUGACAUCAGGUGAAGAAAGCUCAUUGUGGAAUAAAAACAGAGAAGCUGCAGGGCGAUACAGCCAGGACAUCUUUGACGCACUAGUUCAGAGGUUUGAAGCACCAGACUCCAGGAACAGAUGGGACAGUCCUCUCUUCACUGUCCUAAAAGACGACAUUCUUCCUCUUGAAGCCGUUUCCGAUGCGCUUUUUAAGAGAAAAGCCCCCCCACCUAAUCAGUCCACCCAGAGCCAACCCCUCUCCUCAACAAACUUCCUGUAUGAGUUAGACAAAAUCACACAGGAUGUUUUGAUGGCUAUUUUUAACGCCCAGAAAACAAGUGUUCCUGGAGACCUUAUCUCAGUUCCAGGAGCUACAGAAAAGGUGGCGCUGACCAGGACCGUCAACAUGGCAGAGCUGAGGAAACUACGGCGCCAGUUCAUCAGUUACAGCAAGAUGCACCCGACGGAGAAAACGGGGCAGAUUGCCAACAUGUUUGUUCAGUAUUUAAAUAAGGGUCUUCAUUAAAUUAAAUUAAAGAGCUGGAUGGGUUUUAUCUGCUUCUUGACAAGUACAGAUGUUUAAAUUUAUUGCUGUAUCGUCUUUAUCUUGUUUUUUUUUGUAAUUAAAAUAAGUCAUAAAUUGA